GUUAAAACUACAAGAUGAUGAAUUUUGGAAUCCACGUCUAUUGAUCGAUAAUGCGGAAGGUGAACCAAUUGAAAUUAUCAGUCAUGAAGUAGAAUUUGUUGAACCAGACUUUGAAGCGUAUCUUGUGGAGAAACGACGUAUUAAAGGUAUUUUUCAUGAAACUUUGGAAUUAAGACACUUUCCAUUUGAUUGUCAGGAUUUAUCAGUAACCAUCACAUGUGAUCGUACAAUUGACGAAGUGGAAUUAGUCGCUUCACCAACAGAAGUUAGUCAAGUUGAUGUAAGAUGUGCAGCUGAUAGUCAAGAAUGGAAAAUAUUUCAUCAUGUCGAUAUUAAAUCAAUGGAAAUUCAAACAGGUUAUAGCCCUGGUACAAGUAAACGUCGUCAUCCUGGUCUAGUGUUUACAAGUCGUUCAGCACGUCGUUCGGGUUAUUUUCUUGUCAAUAUGAUUUUAAUUAGUUGUGUAUUAUGUUUGCUGUCAUUUGCAGCAUUCUCUGUACCAGCUAAUGAGAAUCGGUUACAAUUAUCAUUAUUAUUAUUAUUAACUACGGUAACAUUUAAAUUUGCUGCAUCACAAAAUCUUCCAAAAAUAUCUUAUUUAACAUAUUUAGAUAAAGUUGUCUUGGUGAAUUUUUUCAUGCUUGUUGUUCUUACUGUAUGGCAUGCAAUAGCUCGUGCUGUAUCUGCUUCAAAACCAAAAUUUUUAGAAUAUGAACAUUAUGUUAUGUACAGUUUACUCAGUUGUUAUUGUCUUGGUUCUGUGUUAUUUGGGCUAACUGUUUAUUUAGAUG
Molecule: messenger RNA, 791 nt
Organism: Schistosoma turkestanicum
Lineage: Eukaryota; Metazoa; Platyhelminthes; Trematoda; Strigeidida; Schistosomatidae
Source: the annotation of a GenBank genome assembly